CCUUUUUCCACCGGUUGUGACGUGUCCGGGGGCCGAAGGGCGGCUGCGUACAGACUUGUUUGCGACGUGGAGACCGGCGACGUGCAGGCUUGGGACUGUCUUUCCUUCUUCUCUCUCUCCUCCGCGCCCAACCCAGCCGAACCCGAGGUCGCCGGCCGUGCUGCGGCCGGGGAGCGGGCUCUGAGGGAGGGUUGUUCCCCGUCUGUUUCUCUGUGGCCCGGUGCCGCUGCCUUCGUGCGGGACCGGGCAGCACGGAGAAUGAGCUGGUUCAACGCCUCUCAACUGUCUAGCUUCGCCAAGCAAGCGCUGUCGCAGGCCCAGAAGUCCAUCGACCGGGUGCUGGACAUCCAGGCCGAGGAGAACUGGCCCGACGCGGUCAUCCCCGACUACGGUGACGGAUUAAAUUCUGUCAUAAGUGGAGGAUGGGAUACAUCUUCCUGGGGCUUGAGUUCAAAUGCAGAACCACAGAAUCAGCCAGUGUCUCAAACAGCAAUCACUAAGCCCGUGAGGAGGACAGUAGUAGAUGAAUCUGAAAACUUCUUCAGUGCCUUUCUCUCUCCAACAGAUGUUCAGAGUAUACAGAAAAAUCCAGUGGUGUCCAAACCCCCAGCCAAAUCACAGAGGCCCAAAGAGGAGGUGAAAAGCGCUUUAAAGGAGUCUCAGCCCUUGAAUCAGCUGGAAGUACCUGUGACAACAGAGGCAGAAGUGAAGGAUUCCUCUGUAGCUGGCCGAGUGGACUUGAAAAACCUCAAUAUUCUCAAGGAGGAAUUAGAAGAGAAUUCUGUGCUUAAAUCUAAUGCUAAGCAUAGGGAGAGCACAGAUGAAGUUACUGACAAAAAAGUGUCUGCUAUAAAUUUGGAAGUACCUGAAGAUGCUCUUAAUGAAAAAUCCAGUGGAGGAGGGGAGGGAAUGAGAGGUGCGCCAGAAAGCACUUCACACCCCCUUAAUGCAGGUACAAAAGACGUGGGUUUGGAAACUAAGGAGCGAAAGCCUGAGGACAGGCAAAGCAAUACACCAUCCCCUCCCAUUAGCACUUUCUCAUCAGGGACAUCCACAACUAGUGAUAUUGAGGUUCUGGACCAUGAAAGUGUAAUAAGUGAGAGCUCUGUAAGUUCAAGACAAGAAGCUUCAGAUUCAAAAUCCAGUCUUCAUCUAAUGCAAACAUCAUUUCAGCUUUUGUCUACCUCUGCCUGUGCAGAUUACAAUCGGCUCGAUGACUUUCAAAAACUGACUGAGAGCUGCUGCUCCUCUGAUGCUUUUGAAAGAAUUGAUUCUUUUAGUGUACAGUCUUUAGACAGUAGAAGUGUAAGUGAAAUCAAUUCAGAUGAUGAGUUAUCAGGCAGGGGUUCUGCAUCAGCAUCUGCUGCUGUCAGUCCUUCUUCACCGAAGACAGAAAUGACUGAUGCCCCAAAAGCUAAGUCUGAGAACUCAAGUGAUGCUCCUGUUGUACCUGCUGAGGAGGCUGAGAUGGAGGAGAGUGGGAGAAGUGCAACCCCUGUUAAUUCUGAGCAGCCAGAUGUUUUGGUUGCUGUUGCGCAAUCUGGUGAAGAGCAGGUUGUGAGAGAGGAGACUGAGCCACAGCAGCAGGAUGCUGUUGAAAAUUUGCUAGAAGAGGACACUGAAAAGCAAAAUCUUAAAAAGAUGAUUGAUUCAUUAACUGAGAAACUGGAGAAGAGGGAAAUACAGUUAUUAAGUUCUAGUAAAGACAAGGCACGCCUGGAAGAAGCUUACGAUAAUCUGAAAGAUGAAAUGUUUAGAAUGAAAGAAGAGAGCAGUAGCCUUUCAUCCCUGAAAGAGGAAUUUGCUCAGCGGAUUGCAGAUGCUGAAAAGAAGCUCCAGCUAGCCUGCAAAGAAAGAGAUGCAGCUAAAAAGGAAGUAAAGAUUGUUAAAGAAGAAUUGGCUACUAGACUUAAUACCAAUGAAACAGCUGAAUUAUUGAAAGAAAAAGAAGAGCAAAUUAAAGGAUUAAUGGAAGAAGGAGAAAAGCUUUCCAAACAGCAACUGCACAAUUCCAACAUCAUUAAGAAAUUAAGAGCUAAAGAGAAAGAGAGAGAAAAUACUAAUACAAAACAGAACAAAAAGAUAAAGGACUUGGAAGAGGAGUUGCAAUGUUUAAAACAAGUGCUUGAUGGCAAGGAAGACCUUGAGAAGCAACAUCGAGACAGCAUUAAACAACUGAACAGUGUGGUGGAGCGACAAGAAAGGGAUCUUGCAAAACUCCAGGCGGAAGUGGAAGACCUUGAAGAACGGAACAGAAGUGUCCAGGCAGCACUUGAUAGUGCAUACAAGGAACUUGCAGAUCUUCAUAAAGCCAAUGCUACAAAGGACAGUGAGGCACAAGAAGCAGCACUAAGUCAGGAAAUGAAGGCAAAGGAAGAGCUUGGAUUAGCUCUGGAGAAGGCCCAGGAUGAGGCACGGCAGCAGCAAGAAGCUUUGGCAAUUCAGGUGGCAGACCUGAGGCUAGCACUGCAACGAGCAGAGCAGCAGGCAGCAAGGAAAGAAGACUAUUUACGCCAGGAAAUCAGUGAAUUGCAACAGAGACUCCAAGAAGCAGAGAGCCGGAACCAAGAACUGAGUCAAAGUGUUACAUCUGCUACACGGCCACUUCUGCGGCAGAUAGAAAAUCUGCAAGCCACGCUGGGAGCACAGACCUCUGCCUGGGAAAAACUGGAAAAGAACCUCUCUGACAGACUCGGUGAGUCUCAAACUCUUCUAGCAGCAGCUGCUGAGAGGGAACGUGCUGCUACAGAAGAACUUCUUGCUAAUAAAAUUCAGAUGUCUUCUACUGAAUCUCAGAAUAGCCUUUUAAGGCAAGAAAAUACACGCCUUCAGGCUCAGCUAGAAGUAGAGAGAAACAAAUUGAAGGAAAUGGAAAGAGAAAACAGUAGGUAUGAAGUUGAACUAGAAGGACUCAAAGAUGAGUAUGCAAAAGCCUUGGAAGAUGCAAAGAAAGAGAAGACCCUGCUGGCUACUCAGUUAGAAAUGGAAAAGAUGAAAGUUGAACAGGAAAGAAAGAAGGCCAUUCUUGUGCAAGAAACAGCAAAGGAGAAGGAUCGGAAGUCAUUCAUGGUUGAAACUGUUUCAAGUACCCCAACUAUGUCACGCUCUAGUUCUCUAAGUGGAGUUGAUAUGGCGGGUCUUCAGACAUCUUUCCUCUCACAGGAUGAUCCUCAUGAGCACUCAUUUGGGUCAACAGCUACCAGUGGGAGCAAUCUUUAUGAUGCAAUAAGGAUGGGAGCAGGUUCAAGUAUAAUUGAAAACCUUCAAUCACAGCUAAAACUAAGAGAAGGAGAGAUUUCACAUCUACAGCUGGAAAUUGGAAACCUUGAGAAAACUCGAUCAAUAAUGGCAGAAGAACUAGUGAAAUUAACAAAUGAAAAUGAUGAACUUGAAGAAAAAGUGAAGGAAGUACCGAAACUACGUGCACAGUUAAAGGAUUUGGAUCAGAGAUACAAUACAAUUCUUCAAAUGUAUGGAGAGAAAGCAGAGGAAGCUGAGGAACUCCGUCUGGAUCUCGAAGAUGUGAAAAACAUGUACAAGACUCAGAUAGAUGAACUUCUAAAACAAAGACAAAACUAAUUCCAGCUGUAACUCAUAACAUUAAAUGAGAAUGGAUUGUAAUGAGAAUUUUCUGUAAAUGCUGAAUCCGAACAUCUUGUAAAAAAACAACCCAUCUGUAUUAUAGAAUAUGUGACUAUAUAAUAGAGUUCAUGUUGACAGAGAAAUCAACACUAUACGUGUCCUGUACUGUUUGCAGUUAAAUUAUUUGUGCAAUAUUUAACUACUUUUUCAGUCAUCCCUUUAAGUUUUUGCUAAACAAUGGACCAUUUUACUUGUAAACACUAGCAGAAAUGAAGCAGAAAAGUAACUGCACUGGAAGGCCUCAGGAUCCUUGAGGUUAUAAACUCUGUUUUAUGAAAAUGAUACUGGAAUAUUUUUAAAGUGUUCCUAAUGAACAAUUUCUAAAAGCUCAUCAGUAAAUUCUUAAAAUAGCAGUGGCAUAAUUAGUAGCUAUUUCUGAACAGGAAAAUCUCAUCUUUAUACUUGUAACUGAACAUGUUGGGCUGGUAACUCCCUAUUCUUAAGCAAAUCAGAUUGGUCUGAUUAUUUUACACUAGGUCCUCUAAAGCAGAGUGUGAGAAUCGGAUGAAGUCUUACAUUACAGCCUCAUCUUGUACAUUCCUUGUGUUGUCUCAUGAGCUCUGUGGAAAGAGCAGCUCUGCUUCUAAUCCUAAAUGUGUUUAGCUUUGAAUACCACAAAUCUGAACUAUUCAAUAUCUGAUCUAGAUUUGGCUGCUUAUUUAUAGCAGCAGCCAAACCAAGCCAGAACAACAGAGAAAUUACAUUAUUUUAAAUGAAUUGCUGCUCUCACGGUUCCUUGUGUAUAAGUACCAAAGUUUAAACUGUUUGCAGACUUGCACUGUGACUUAAUAUAGUUUUCAAGCAAGUCUCCAGUGGCUGCAAAAUGUUUCUCAUGCCAUUCCUUAAGCAAGGUAUUGGUCAGAUAGCAUCCAUGUGGCUUGAAGGUCAGCUGCAUUUUUGACAGUGUCAAAGGAAACAUUUGAAUUGGGCCUUUGGGAAUGCUGAGAAUCGGGGAAAGAAGGGUUGUCUUCUUAGCAUUCCAGACAGCAAAUACUUUUCUACAUGUCAGAACUGUGAAAUACUGAGCAGUUGAAAUUCUUUGCUUGUCACCAUCGCCUCUGUUGUGAGAGGUAUUUUUCACAUCUGUGCAUGUUCUAAUUCGUGUUAGAGAACUUUGUUCCUGUUGUGUGUCUGGUGGCCUGAGAGCAAUGAAGAGCAGUUCCUUCUGGAGAAAAGCAAUAAUAGUACUUUUCUACAGGCAUCAGGGAUUUAUUCCUCCCUGUGAGAGAAGUGUUGCUCACUGAAGUUAAGCAGGCAAGGGUAUGUUUGUGGAAAAGCCUAGCUGAGUCUGAAACUCCAGAAGGUGUUCUGAGGAUUUCAAUAAAGCCACAGAGGAAGAACACUAGAA
Messenger RNA from Pogoniulus pusillus (Red-fronted tinkerbird), 4990 nucleotides. RefSeq names its product TATA element modulatory factor 1 (gene TMF1). The record is from RefSeq and is a predicted model, not a curated record. Lineage: Eukaryota; Metazoa; Chordata; Aves; Piciformes; Lybiidae. Gene Ontology annotation, cellular component: endoplasmic reticulum; Golgi apparatus. Bases 259 to 3579 code for a protein of 1106 amino acids. The transcript has 17 exons.